UGCAGCUUGGGUUUAAGGAUCCCUCCGUGGUCACCCUGGUUCAAGUCAGGGACCCGGCGUGGGGACACAGGUGCGCUCCCUCGGGACAGGCAGGGGUCCCUGAGCACCCGUGUCCUCCAAGGGCAGCUGCAGGCGGCAGGAGUCUGGCCAGUGGCAGGGGGGUGGUGCUUUGGGGAGACAGAGCUUUGGGACCCCCAUGCGGAGGCCGGUGGUGUAGGGAGGCCCCCCUGAACUACCUGUGCCUCUGGACGGGAGAAGCCGGUCUCCCAGCUGCACAGACGCCUGCGGCUCGGGAGCCCUCUGCCAGGUGCAGGACCCCGGUCGCUGUGGAAGCUGCUGCCCGGCCCACGGCGUCAGACCAGCAGGACUGCGGCAGCGCCCCUCGGCCUCCCAGGGCCCACCCUGCAGGUCCUGAGACCACAGGCCGGAGCUCGAGCGGCGCCUGGGAGAUGCCCGCGCUGCCGGGCACUGUACACCCUGGAGCUGCGGACGCGGCAGCCAUCCUGCGGCCCCUCCGGGGCUCUGCACCCAGCCGGGCUUCCUGCGCCCCAGGCCUCAGUUGGCCAGGCACGCUGUGCUCAACGCCAGGAGUCUCCUGUCUCCCGUGACCUCCCGGGACUCCGUGUCUAGACUCCCCCGGAGCACCCUUGUCCGGCUGGAGCACAGACGACGUUGCCUGCCGUCUCCUCUGAAGACCUCCGGGGCUACAGCCCCAGUCCAGCCUGGAAGUUGGGUCCCUCCUCUGCCUUGGAUCCACCACAUGACACUCUCCGUGACCAGCGCCUCAGAUCCCCCAACUUCCCCCAGUUCUGCCACCACUGCCCAGCUCACACAUGCCUCACACCACGUGACCACGUGGCUCACGCACACCACACCUGCCUCGUGCCUACCGUGUGCCUCACAUGCACACCAUGUGCCUCACACACCGCCUGCCUCACGCCUACCGUGUGCCUCACACACCGCCUGCCUCACGCCUACCGUGUGCCUCACAUGCACACCGUGUGCCUCACACACCGCCUGCCUCACGCCUACCGUGUGCCUCACAUGCACACCGUGUGCCUCACACACCGCCUGCCUCACGCCUGCCACGUGCUUCUCACACCACACACGCCUCAUGUGCCUCUCGCAUCACACACGCCUCACUCGUGCAUACCACUGCAACCACAUUCCACAAUUCGGACAACAGGGUGGACUCAAGAGUGAGGGCCAAGGGUCUUUUAUUUCCGGGUCGGGUAUGGGUGGGAGUAGGAUGGGUGCCUCCCCCGGCCUGACAAGAGCUGCACCCCAAGAGACCAGCUACACCUCCCCCCGGGUCUGGCAUGCCCCCUUUCCCCAAGGAGUCCACCUGCCCUGGCACAGUCCUGUCCUGGCUGUGAACAGGGACUGGCUGUCCCAGGUGAGGCACUGGAGUCAGUUCUGCCUCACACGCGAGGCUCCAGGGGAGCCCCAGCCUCGGGACACCCACUGGAGGUGUCCCCGUGGGAGGAGGUCUGGGACGUGCACAAUGAUGGCCACAGUGUGGGCAAGACCCAUGAGGGCGGGCUGGAAGGCUGAGCAUGGCUCCAGCGGAACUGGGGAUGUGCUGUGGGGUCCCUGCAGGGUCCCGCCAGCAGACCACAGAAUGCCAGGGGCUUCAUGUGGCCGGCCCCGCUUGGCCCCCCUCAUCCUCCCUUCGUCCAGGUUACCCGAGCUCAGGGACACCUCUUCCCAGGAAUCAGCCCCUGGACCAGCCCCUUCUGGGGAGGAGAAGGCUUGA
Lutra lutra (Eurasian river otter) is the source of this 1756-nucleotide messenger RNA. RefSeq lists its product as uncharacterized. The record is from RefSeq and is a predicted model, not a curated record. The transcript is spliced from 2 exons. Lineage: Eukaryota; Metazoa; Chordata; Mammalia; Carnivora; Mustelidae. The coding region runs from base 761 to 1756 and encodes 331 amino acids.